UACAGGGACUAUAGAGGCAUAGGUACAGUGCUGCAGCUAUACUGACAACCUUGUAGUGCAGACACAGCCUACGGUGACAUAAGGGGCUUUUCCACUGUAGGAACACCACCUCCCUGAGCGAGGGUAGUUGUGUCUACACCUGGAGUUAGGCCUGCAUACCUACAUCGUUGCAUUGUCCAGGGGUGUGGAUUUUUCACAUCCCUAAGCAAUGUAGUUAUGUCAAUGUAAAUUUUAAGUGUAGAGCCGAUCUAAGACUAAGCCGAGACAACAGUUUAAUAUAACAAACAGCUGGAGGGAGGCCAUGCAAAUAAUGAGGCAGUUAUGAUUAUGUCUAAGGACUAUGUAAUUAGCAGCCAUCACAGAACUUCAGCAGCCUGUUACCAAGCAUUUAGUAUUUAGCAGCGUAGGUUGGUUUUAAUAAGAGAUUUAAAAGAGGCCAAUGUGGUUGCUUUCAGUUUUUCAUAGCGAGCGCCUCUCAUGCAGAAGGAGCAGUAUGGGAGAAAGAUUUUUGCAGCUGCAUUUUGAAUGGCUAAAAUGGCUUUGUUUUGACUGGAGACGUUGGUCAGUGUUUGAGGUGGAGGCUGCUUAACCGUUUCAGUCACCUGUUUACAAUGGCUUCUUUAUAUUUAUCCUGAAUGCAAGGUGGCAGUUACACCCCGCCCAUAAUAUCGGGGUUUAGCCUGACCCAUAACAUUUGUCAUAUACAGCACCUUUCAUCCAGAAGACAACAUGCUGUUUACUAAUUCUAUACAGAAAUCACUUCUACUUUUGAAAGGCAGCCAUCUCUGGGGGGAAAUGCCGCAGGUGCUUAACAACGUUAUGCAACUACAUGAGACAGGAAGCUGAGGAGAAUGCCAUCAUGCAAGGAAAAUUAAGGAAGCAGAAUGUAAUCUAAGUUAUAAUUUGGCUGGGACAGUGGGGCUAACACCACGAUUCUAACAAAAAUUGCCUUAGGAGCUUUAGUGUUGGGACCUCAAUUAUUCAUUUCUUCUGAAAAAACAUGCUGCUUGCAGCAGAGGGUGCUCCUUAGCUGCACAUUAGGGCAUCAGUUCAGUACUGACUCAGACCAAAAAUGGCCAGCUACUGACUAACUAGCACUAUGAGACUCUUGUCAGGGCUCCCAUUUAAACAGUAACCCUGCUCAGCUUGUGAAAGCUACUAGGAUACACUGCACAAGGCUACAAGUCUUGCAGUACCCUAAUGUCACAGAUGUAAAGAGGGAAUUUCUUGGAACUGAUUAGGGAAUAAAGCAGAACAGGUUUCAGAAUCUGUAGUGGUAUAUUUUGAAGUAGUAUGUCUUGGAAAGGUUUGCUGAGGGGAGAACACAGUUUGGUUCAGUUGGAGCCCAUGCUGUGCUCACUGAUCUUUCUCCCGGUUGUUUUAUUGCAUCUUCUUUGAGCGUCUUAUAGUAACUGACAAGGUUGAUUUAUUUUACUAGAACGUGACAGCACCCAAUGGGUUAAACUGUGACAGAGGAAACCAGACUUCUCCUUCUGGGGUGUGACUGCGACUACAUCUGAAAGAUCAAAAUUAAAAAAGAAGAUUCACACUCUGAGAUGAUUAUGGAAGGAAAUUAUGCAACAAAGAGAGGGCUUAUUGGAACUGUUGUGUUACCUCCCAGCUCACUGCCUCCUUGUUUUCCACAUCUUCCAGCCUCCCAACCAUGGCUGCUGGGAGUAGACUUGGAUGAAAUGGACACUUUCUGCUUUUCAGGAUUUUGCUCCGCUGAAAAAAGGUUGGAAAGAGCGGCAUCCGGAUACGGAAUUGAGUGAGAUUCCUGCAGCGCACCCGAAAUGCCAUGGAAAGGCUGGAGUAGGUUCUUCCUCCGCCGGCUCCUUUCAUUCACCCGCAGGCUUGGGAUGAAGCUGUUCCCUGAACAAUGGUCCGCCGAGGGUGUAAGGCAGAGUGACUUCCCGGAGCAGGAAAUGCCAGCGACUGUGAUGCCGGGGAGUCCGGUCCAGCUGAACGGUGUGACCCUGGAGUCUGAACACCCGCAGUCCGUGAGCCAGCCCCAACCUGCCUUCCAGAUCCAGCCCGUGACCCCAGACGCUGCCCCCUGCCAGCCCAGGGAGACGUGGGGUGGGAAAUACGAGUUCCUGCUCUCCUGCAUCGGGUAUUGCGUGGGGCUGGGCAACGUCUGGCGCUUCCCCUAUCUCUGCUACCGCAAUGGAGGAGGGGUCUUCCUGAUCCCCUACUUCGUCAUGCUGCUCUUCACCGGCCUGCCCCUGUUCCUGCUGGAGCUCAGCCUCGGCCAGUACGGCGCUGCAGGGCCCAUCACCGUCUGGAAGUGCUGCCCCCUGCUGAAAGGGAUCGGCGUGGGCAUGCUGCUCGUCUCCUCGCUGGUGUCGCUCUAUUAUAACGUCAUCAUCGCCUGGACUUUCUACUACCUGGGCAUGUCCUUCCAGAGCCCCCUGCCCUGGUCUUGCGACGCUCCACAGAACGUCCCCCCUCUGCCAGAACGCAUCAGGAAACUCCAGUCGGUUCAGCGCCAGCGAGGCCUUUGGAACGAGCAGCUGCUGGGGGUGACGCACAGCUCUGGCCUCCACGACCCGGGCCCGGUGAGGUGGCCGCUCGCCAUAUGCUUGUUGGUCGCCUGGAUCGUCAUCUUCCUGUGCAUGUUAAAGGGGAUCCGCAGCUCGGGCAAGGUGGUGUAUUUCACAGCGACGUUCCCAUACCUGGUCCUCAUCGUGCUCAUCAUCCGAGGAGCCACGCUGGAUGGAUCCAUCGAGGGCAUCCGCUUCUACCUGUCCUCGGACUGGAGCAGGCUACAGAGUGCUCAGGUGUGGAACGACGCUGCCUCACAGAUCUUCUACUCGCUGGGCAUUGGCUUCGGGGGUCUGCUCUCCAUGGCCUCCUACAACAAGUUUGACAACAACGUGAUCAGGGACACCCUGGUUAUUGCCAUCGGGAACUGCUGCACCAGCUUCUUCGCUGGAUUUGCCAUCUUCUCCAUCCUGGGCCACAUGGCGUGGAGGAAGAAAGUGCCGGUGGGGGAGGUGGCCGAUUCAGGUCCUGGGCUUGCCUUCGUAGCCUACCCAGAAGCCCUUGCUCUGCUGCCUGGCUCUGCCUUCUGGUCGGUCCUGUUCUUCCUGAUGAUGUUCACGCUGGGAGUGGAUACCCUGUUCGGGAACAUGGAGGGCAUCACCACGGCCGUGCUGGACGAGUUCCCGGCCCUGCGCGAGUGGAGAUGGAAAACCCUCUUCCUGGGUGCGCUGUGCUUCACCUUCUACCUGCUCGGCCUACUGCUCAUCACCGAGGGCGGCAUUUACUGGUUCACCCUCAUCGACGCCUACAGCACCAGCUUCGGUCUCAUCAUCAUCACCCUCUUCAUGUGCAUUGGCAUUGCCUUCUUCUACGGAGUGAACCAGUUCUGCCGGGACAUCGUUGACAUGAUCUGCCGGUGCCCGCCCUGGUGCAGCAAGCUGGUGCUGUACUUCAAGGCAUGCUGGGUAUUCAUCACGCCGUGCCUGCUGCUGUUCAUCCUCUUCUACAUCUUCCUGGAGAUGUACAACACGACCCUGCACUACGGCGCCUACGCCUACCCGCGCUGGGGCAAGGCCCUGGGCGUGUGCAUGGGCACCGUGACCUGCAUCCAGAUCCCACUCUGGGCGCUCGUGGCCAUCUGCAGGGAGUCGGGGACACUGACGGAUCGGUUCCGGAAAGCCAUCCACCCCCUGAACUCCUGGCGCACGGCGACCACCCAUGCCGAGGUCAUCGACGUCCCCUACACCAUCAACCUGGUGGACAGCGACUUCGGCAGCCCGUCCCAGGGGAGCAGUGAGGCCUGAGGGGCUGGGGCUGGCAGCAGAACCGGGGCUCCAGGCAGGUCGCUGCCAGGGGUGCCCUCUCCGCUCCGGGCAGCUGCUCCGGGCUCCGUUGUGGCAGGCGGAGGCCGCGGCCGGCGCUCCCGGGUCCCACUGGAGGCUGCAGCUGGCCCCUCGCCUGCAGGAACCUGCUGCUCUCCAGCCACAGCGGUGCCAGCAGGGGGUGGGCCGGGGGGGGCAGGACUCUGCUCAGGGCUGUGGCCAGUCAGCCGCCGGGCGCGUCGCAAGAGGGGCCUGGCCUCUGAACCGUCUCAAAACGACAGGGAAAGGAUUG
Molecule: messenger RNA, 4098 nt
Organism: Chrysemys picta bellii (western painted turtle)
Lineage: Eukaryota; Metazoa; Chordata; Testudines; Emydidae
Source: RefSeq, a predicted model, not a curated record